Biomphalaria glabrata is the source of this 9279-nucleotide messenger RNA. RefSeq names its product palmitoyltransferase ZDHHC5-B-like. The record is from RefSeq and is a predicted model, not a curated record. The transcript is spliced from 8 exons. Lineage: Eukaryota; Metazoa; Mollusca; Gastropoda; Planorbidae. Bases 301 to 2760 code for a protein of 819 amino acids. Gene Ontology annotation, biological process: protein palmitoylation. Gene Ontology annotation, molecular function: palmitoyltransferase activity.
CAUCCUCAUCUUAAAAUAGAAGUACACACAAAUGAAACAUUAAUUUAUUGUUUCUUGUUAUUUUAAACGCGCUUUAAAUAUACAGUUAAUACGAAUCUACUUGUAAAAUACAUUAUUCAAUAAACUUUAAUUUCGCAUAAAAUUUUGUGUAGCGCAUAAAUUGUCUAUAGUUCGUUAUUAGGCACUGGAUAUGCACCCCGGAACACCAUGAAGUAGGGAUGCCUGAAUGCGAAGAUUUGGUGUAUACCAGGAUACUCUUCCUGUAGCAUACAUGAUUAUGCCAUGAAAUAGCUCACAAACAUGCCCAAGUGUGAGCUCUCGACUAAGAUAAUACCUGCAACAUGUGCAUGGUCACUGAUUAUAGUGUGUACUUCGCUAUACUUCGUCUUUGUUUGCCGGUAUUUGACGGAAGAGUACAGUUAUGUUUUUCCUGUUGUUCAGGGGGUCAUCACUCUAUUUAUGAUGCUAAAUCUGUGCCUCUCAACAUUCAUGGAUCCUGGCAUAUUUCCUAGAGCACCUGAUGAUGAAGCUAAAGAUGACGACUUUCGUUCUCCAUUAUAUAAAAAUAUAGAGAUCAGAGGUGUUCAGACACGUAUGAAAUGGUGCACUACUUGCCAAUUUUAUCGCCCUCCUCGUAGCUCUCAUUGUAGUUCGUGUGAUAACUGUAUUGAUACUUUUGAUCACCAUUGUCCUUGGUUGAACAACUGCAUUGGUCGUAGAAAUUACAGAUAUUUUUUUACCUUUCUGUUGACAUUAUGUCUGCAUAUAACCACGAUAUUUGCGCAGUGUGUAUUUUACACCUUAAAACAUGACGGUGAUCUACUGCGGCCAGGCCCAAUAAUAUCAAUUAUAAUAAUGAUCAUCAUAGGUCUUGUUCUAAUACCUGUGUUUGGACUGACAGGGUUUCAUAUGUUUCUAGUUUCUAAAGGCACCACCACUAAUGAACAGGUUACUGGAAAGUUCAAGGGUGGACCUAAUCCUUUUACAAGAGGAUGUAUAAAGAACUGCUGUUACGUCUUCUAUGGACCUAGGUGGCCAAAACUUGUUGGUUACAUUCCAAAAACCAGAACGUUGAAACUUGAAACUAGUAAAAUAACUUAUGUCGCAGCAGAGAACGAUGUCAGCAUUAAUACCGGCAACAAUUCAAAUGGAAUCAGAUCAAUCACAAAGAAUCAUAAUUUGAGGCCGCGCAGUAUCCACGAGCAUGAUGAAUACCUGGAUAAGAGCAGCCAAUCAUUUGAUUGUGAGCCUUCCCCGCCAUCCGCUCGUAAACAAGGUGGCUCCUACACAAACCUAUUUGAUACAGGCACCAACCAACAACAUCCUGUUCCUCUCGGUGCAACUCUGCACGCCAAUUCCAAUCAUGUCAGGAGGCCAGGAUCGCCUCCAACCCUGCACCAGGCUACAUCUAGAAACACAUUUGAGCGCCCUGCAGGUAAAUCUGGCUCAUACACUAUCCAGAAUGGAGGAAGUCUGGGUGGACACAAGGCUCCCCUGGUGAAGAGUGAGGACGAUGGCACGGCCUACAACUCUGUAGAAUCCCAUAUCAUCAACAGUCCAAAUAUGAAAAGAAGUACCACUUCUAGUGGACCAAAUGCCCACAGCUCAUUGGAGAAAAACUUACCACCUAAAGGACCUCCACGUGUGGGCUCACCUCAUCAUCCUGCUUCCCCGCCGACACUGAGAGGGGAGAGAAGUGGUGGUAGACCACCACACUCACCACAUUCUCCAUCACCAGCUCGUGGGAGUGCACCUUCUACAUCUCCGAUCAAAGACAGAGCUCGGAACUUUUAUCCCAGUCGUUCCAGGGAGAAUUUGAAUCGAUCCCAAGAACAACUCAAUAGGUCUAGGGAAUCUUUGUCAGAUCACAUUGGCCGUUCCAAUGACAAAAUGUCCAAAGUUCCAGAGAGCUCUGAGAGCAGGUUUUAUAAUACACUAGAGAGGACUAGAGGGGAUGGUAGCUCUCCGAGAGAACAUCCUGUGAGUAAUUCCAGAUUAAAAGAAGGAGUGUCUAGAGAACAUGACCAUUUGGGUUAUAGUGAUUCUGAUAAUAAACUUAACAGCAGGGAUAGAUAUUAUAAUGCACCACGAGAUAGUUCUAAUAAAUACACCGAGGGAAAUACAGAUUCACGACCCCGAAUGAUAUCCGAGUCACAAUACAAAGAUGCUCAUCGUCCUCGAGAUCGAGACCGUUCAAAAAGUUUUGACUUUGAUCCUCCAAGAGACCGCUCGGCUUCAAGAGACAGGCCGAGUGGUAGAGAGCGCAGUCUGCCUCGAAAUCUUUCGGAGUCAUCCAAAGGAAGCUAUGGGGAUGGGAACAGUAUUAGCGGAGGUAGUGGCUACUUGCCCAGUGGCUCACCACAAACAGGCUACCAGCCACUGGUGAAUUCUAGCAUUAGCAGCAGCUUUGGUCGUCCUGGGAGCUCUUCUGUGAUGUCAUCAGGCAGUUCCUUGAGGUCUCCCUCUGUAGGGCGUCAGCCUAAUGCCCAUCAGAUUAUUCCCAUGAGCAGCAAAAUUCCUUUACCUCCAUCUUCAAACCCUUCCAUAGCGUCAUCCUCUCGCCAUCCUAGCCAGUCCUCUUCUGUAUCGGGGCAGCAAACUCAGGAUGUUCGUCCACUGUCUUUUGUGCGUGCUUUGCAGGUAACAGAUGCUGUGGAAAUUCGGGAUAAGCGGAUAAACGAACGGCUUCGGCGGCAGAGCCAGGGUCCCCGCAAAGAAAGUGCAAAGAGUGUUUAUGACACGUACGAGGCAUCCGUUUGAUGCUGUCAGGCUGUAGGAUAACUUUGUGACAGACUCAUGGCAGUUAAGCUGUAAGACAACUUUAUGACAGACUCAAAGCUUGGUAGUUACUUCAGUUCAUUUUUAUUUUCAAAAUCUCUGUGUAUAUUUUGUUGGCAGUAUUUAUAGUUACUGUCCAUAAUUUAUAGUAUACAGGAUCAUUAGUCCAAUCAAAUUUGUUUAUUCUAUUCAAGAAGACAAAUUACUGAAGUAAAUAUGCUGUGUAUGUGGUCAGGACACAAGCUCUGUUGGAUCAGUGUGCUGUGUACAUUGUUGGUAUCAUGUGAUAUUAUAUUCAGAUAUCUAGACUAGAAAGUUAUUAAGUUUUCUUUUUUAAUGAAUCGGUUAUUUUAAUAUUUUAAUGUAUAGUUUGCAUGUGCGUGUGUGUGUUUGCGUGUUCAGAAGAUAAAUACUCAUUCAUCUGAAUAACAGACUAUGAACAAAGGAAAUAAGACUGUCAAACAAACAUUUUAUUUUCAAUGAAAACAUUAUAUUUGUUUAAGUUUUGUAUAUAUCUAGGCUCUAAUUCAACCUCACAUCAUUUGUGAACUGAACAUUGAGCAUGUGACGUGUUUGUAUAAAUAGGGUUUUGUAUUCAAAUAGUGGAGUAAAAAACUGACUUGUUUCGGCUAUCCUCUGUGAUAGAUAGCAACCAUGACACAUGCUUUAUAACAAUGAUCAUUUUUAGCGUUGUAAGCUAUCUUCACACAUUAAAACUAGCAUGCGCUUGAAAUGAACAAGCUAUAGUCGUUACUUAUUUAAUUUGAUCAACACACUUGUAUAGACGUGUUGAUGUCAUUUGCUGUACAAUUUGGUUUGUUUCUUUUAAUUUCAUUUCUUUUAAUUGGAUAUUUUGAUUUUGACUAGAAUUAAUGUGAGCUGAGCUUUAGCUCUUUAAGUCUUCUUCUUCUUCUCUCUCAUCUCUACUAAAAGUAAUACUGCAUAAGUUACUCAACAUUCUUUGUUGUCACAGUGUUUGCCAAGGUUGAAGUCCAUGCAUAAUUGACGUAAACCUAGACAUGAUUAACAUAAUGUAUAUAUAGAUACGAAAGUAAUUCUGAUUAGGAAAAAUAAAUUCAAUUCAGAUUAAAGAUCUUUUAUCCAAAGACUUUUUAUAUAUACUGAACAAAAAUCUAUGUUUUAUGUUACUCAAAAAAAGUUUUUUUUUUAAAUGCCUUUUAUGUUCUAUCGGACUGAUCACCUAUUCAUAAUAAUUAAAAGUGAUACAUUCUUGUAUCAUUUCUGGAAUGGAUGUUGCAUGCAUCAGUGCUAGUAGUCCAUGUCAAAAUAACAUCAAGCCCUGGAGAUGCUAUCCCCCCUCCCCAGAAUAGUUAGUCCAGACUUAACCGAAUAAUAUCAAAUGUUGACGUUUUGUGCCCCCCCCCCCCCCCCAACUCUUAAAUUUCAAUGGCAUAUAUUGUCUUGUCUGGCAUAAAUUCUUUUGCAAAUAUUUGUCUUCAGAGUGACUAUAUAAUAUGUUGAUAAUGUAUAUAUCGUCUACAAGGUUCCACGAGGCCAAUCAACCAUCAACUGUUUGCUAGUGAAGCACUGAUUGGAUGAAAUAGUAUGUGUUUCAGGGUUUGUGUGUGGUGGUUUGAAGUAUAGAAUGGACUUUAUUUAGUCCAUAGGUCAGUGAGAUAUUAAUAUUAUGUGUGGGCGCUAUUCUCCAUUUUAAAAGCUAAGUACAUAAUUUGACUUCCUGGCACCAAAAUUUUCUUUAUAAACUUCCAUUGUGUUUUAAUUUCUGUUCAAAAUCACACAGUAAUAAUAUAUAUACAAUUAGACAUUACUUUCUAAAUAAUGGAGACAGUGUACCAGAAGAUAAAUUAUAAACUUAAAAUAAUUUUAAAAAUGUCUUUCCAAUAUACUUGUUUUUAUGAGAAUGUAGUUUAAAUAGGGUCAUUUAUGUUUUAAAACUAAGUGGGCUAAAAGAAGGUUUUUUUUUUUUUGGUUGCUCAGUGAUAUAUAUAUGUCAGUGUUAAUUACUUGAUACUUUUACUGCACAACUCUGUAUGAAUACAUGCAUGCGCAUAUUAACAUUGACUCUCCAUAUAUGUAGAGCUAAACAAGGGUGUAUCGUGGACAUAUUCACUUAAGUGAGGUAUAAUUGAGAACUUUAUACAUGCUGUUGAGUGGAACAUUUGUCAGUGUACACAAGUCUUUAAAGAUGUUUCAUUUUUUCUUACCUUUGCCUUGUACGUUGACUCUCUAUGGUGCUUCCACUAAGUUUAGAUAACAGGUUCUCUUGCUCAACUUGACAUAAUUGUAGCUGUCCUAAUAGAGUGGCUGUGUUGUGGUUGAAAAGUUCAUAGUUCAUUUAUGUCAACAUCAACUGUACCUAUCCUAGCCACCCUCGCUCUAUUUUUUUUUCUUUUGCAUUGUAAUAUUUGUACGUUGAAACUAGGAAACCUUUGACCCCUUCUGUUAGUGCCAAAGUCACUCCUGCCUGUGCACCAAGGUCAUAUCUCCAAGGCUAUAAAUGGUGUUUCCUAUGUCAAAGUAAAAAUCACUAUCGAAAGAUUUUGUUUAGCGCUUGCUGAUGCCAGCAGUUGUUAGCUGUAUCUGAUAAUUGAAUAGUCUACUCAACUAGAGUAGUGCCAUAGUAAUAAUUUAUUUUGUUUUGUUAGUGUGAUCUUUCCACUGAACAUUCCAAGUUUUACUAUUAACCCUUAAAGUGCUCAGCUGUUUAACAAAAAGGGCAUAGAAAAUGGAAUUACAAUUCUGAUGAUUAGGGGCUAAACUACCACACGCGUUUUAAGGGUUAACCUGAGCAAAACAGAGGCAGAUCAAAUUAGGAAUAUUUUCUGUGCACAUUUUUUGUUUGUUCUGGUCACACAUAAACACCAGAAAUUAAUGAAUAUGUUUAUCUAGUUGUGGGCUCUUGACUUAGUUUACAAUCAUUGGGUGGAAAUAGUGAGUAUGGUUGCUCUGAUAUUCCUGAAGGGAAUAAAUCAGAAGAGAGUUUUAAAAUCUGUAUGAUCACUCCAGCUGAAUUUCAACUGCUUUUGUCUAGUGCAUUUUAAAUGUUAAAGACCUACCUGGCAAUAUGCUGCACACACAAGGAAGGUAUUUUGUUGUCAGACCUUGGUCCUACCGCAGACUUUAUGUCAAGUUUGAUUGUGCUCAACAAUUAUGUGACUUUUGGCUUGGCUGACACUGUGAAAGUUAAAUGUGUUUAUGUCCCCUUGUACAAGUUGAGCUGCAACCACAGACCUAUAUAUAUAUUAUAUCUAGACUGGAAUUCGGAAACAAAUUCUUAUCUGCGAUUGAUCAAUUCACAGACCUAUAUAUAUAUAUAUAUAUAUAUAUAUAUAGAUUUUAUGUACGUAACUGUUUUUUUUUUAAGCUGUAAGGGAAGCGUGGUCGAGAGGCCAAGUGCGCUUGAACUUGGCUUGGCUUGGCUACCUAGAAGGGGGCUCGAGGUUCGACACCUGACUCGGGCAGAGUUGUGUUUACUGAGCGCCUAAAGGCAGCACGGAAAACCAACUCCCAGAUACCCCCCCCCACACACACACACACACACACACAUACACACUGGUCCACAAAUGAGAUUGGACCAAAAUCGCUCUGAGCAUGCUAUAAGCAUGAAAGUAGCGCUGUAUAAAAGCUAUAAUGAUAAUAAUAAAAUUUAAAAAAAGGAAGGCACCCCAAAUCUAGGAAAAUCAUUUAGAAAAGUAAUGCUCUUAAGUUUUCAAAGUUUAGAAAUAAUGCAAACUCAUUUCUCAGAUUUUUUAAAGAAUGGGCUAUUAAUCACAGAACUAUAUAUUCACUUAAAUAUAUGAAACAAAGCCAUUUCCUGUUAGUUUCCAUUGAGAUAAUGUUUCAAAAAUCCUAGAUCGAAAUAAUUCCUGUCAGUUGAUUUUAAUCAAUUUAUGUACAUUUAAAUAGAUUGAUUACCUAGAUCUUUCUAGAUUAUGUAUCUAAAUAUUGCAAAAUAAUGAGCCAAGAGUACUCUUAUUUUUUGAUGUUCAAUUAUUAGAUCUGGAUCUAAAAAUUAAAUUAUAUUUUACAUAGGUUAGGUUGAAAAAAAACUUUACUUCUUAUAACUAAUUUACAAAACAACGCCUUGUUUCAACUUUUUAACACAUUUUCACUACAUUUUUUGUAGUUUUAAAAUAUCUCCAUGUCCAAUCUAGAUAUAAUAUAAGUCUAUGGCUGCAACAUUUGGUUAGGAGAGUGUGGACAGCGUCAUCCCACAGAAUAUUGGCCUGCAAACUUGUAUAAGCUUUUGUGUGCCCUCAUAAUACACAAAGCUGUAAUGGUCAACUGUCAACUGAAUGUUCAUUCAUAAUACACAACGCUGUAAUGGUAAUGUCAACUGAAUUGCUUUAUGGUUUUUACUUUGAGAGCAAAUUUAUAAUUAUUUUUUUUUUACAUUUAUGAGCAGACUCUGAAGUUUGUGUACCAGGUAUAUACUAACAACAAAAAAAAAAGAGUUCAUGCUAGUUUGUUGUUAAGAAUCUUGUCUCUGCUUAUAAUUUCUAUUUGACUUAGUCUCUGAUUUUGUGAUUGUAUAGCAGAAAUGAAUUUCUAGCUUUUUAUUUUAAAUUUGAAGUGAUGAACGGUUGCUAAAUCUUGUGUAAUUUUGUAAGUAAUGAAUGGUAACUGAAUCUUGUGUAGUUUGGCUAGUAAUGAAUGGUAACUGAAUCUUGUGUAGUCUGACAUGUAAUGAAUGGUAACUGAAUCAUGUGUAAUUUCGCAAGUAAUGAAUGGUAACUGAAUCAUGUGUAAUUUCGCAAGUAAUGAAUGGUAACUGAAUCUUGUGUAGUCUGACAUGUAAUGAAUGGUAACUGAAUCAUGUGUAAUUUCGCAAGUAAUGAAUGGUAACUGAAUCUUGUGUAGUUUGACAUGUAAAGAAUGGUAACUGAAUCAUGUGUAAUUUCGCAAGUAAUGAAUGGUAACUGAAUCAUGUGUAAUUUCGCAAGUAAUGAAUGGUAACUGAAUCUUGUGUAGUCUGACGUGUAAUGAAUGGUAACUGAAUCAUGUGUAAUUUCACAAGUAAUGAAUGGUAGCUGAAUCUUGUGUAGUUUGACAAAGUUAUUCCCAUGAAAUUUCUACUUCUUAACAGGCUUAUACUAAUAACUAAUUGUCUGUAUUGAAUGAUAGAUGUCCUUUUCCUGUUCAUACUUGUGCAUUCCUAUAUCUGGCAACUGGAGGUUGUGAUAGGUUGCAAACUAUUUGCCAGGUAGUAAUUUACUUGAGUAAUAAAUGUAGAUAUAAACUGUUUUGAUCAUAAUAAGAAAGAACAAAGUUUUGGUGUCUGGUUCUAUGGCAAGUACACUGACUUUAUAUUUAGUGACAAGUAAUUUGUUUGUGAAUUUAAUAAACGCUGCACUGGACCUUGUACACAUGUACUAAGAAAAAGAUCUGAUUUUAAUUUCUUAAAUUUUGAUACCAAAAAUAUUUAUGCUCAAUGUGGUAAGGACUAGACUAGUUUUAAUACAAGGACUCAUUACUCAUUGUGACAACCAGACCUUUUUUUUAAUCAAAAAUAUAAAACUACAUUUUUUUAAACUAUUUUUUUUUACAAGAUAAUUUAUUAGUUAAUUUUCAAACAAUGCAGUUUUUAGUUAAAUAGGGGUCAAUAAGUGGGCUCUGUUGUUGUACAGAUUAAUGGUGACAGUGACUUCUGAAUGAGCUGGCUGCCAAAUUAAUUCAUGUUGGAACAAAACAGAGGAUGUUUCUAUUAUUUAUAAAAAUGUUUCCUGCAUUUGACUUCUCCUACUGAAUGGCAUUAUGUUGGUAGUGAUAUUUGACUUGAGAAGCAAUGUUCAUUUCAUGUUUUAUAUCAUUGUGGUCAACUGUGGUACUUAAACAAUUGUUCAAAGAAAGAUGUGUAAGACUCUUGCCAGAUCAAAACCAUAUUUUCGGCAUGUGUCUGACAUGUUUAUCUGGUAAACUUUUGAUUUUGUGUAAGCCUUCAUGACUUUUAGACAAUGUAAAUGAAAUGAUUCCACCCCUAACCCAGGCUCCCACCAAACUACACAGACAUUGUGCUAGCCAUGCAUUAAAUCACUGAAGGCGACCAUUAUAUACAUUUCUUGCUGUAAUUUCUUUGACCAUUUCAUUUUGUUUCUGUGUACAAACUUUCCCAGUCAAUAUUUGGUCUAAUGGCCUGACCAUCAUCAUUGUUCGAAACAGACGACAGCGUUUUCAUGUUGAUGACUGGAACUAGUGUUGAUUGAAAAAUGUGGAUUAUUUAUUGAUGCAGUGAGAUAUUUCAACUUAACUGAAGCUAUCAUUUGGUGUCACACUUCUGACAUUGUAAUAGCAUAAUGAGAUAGUGUCAUAUGUUUUAUUCAGAAUAUGUUCAUUGCCAUGGAUUAUUUGUUUUGUAUAUUUGUGUAUAAUGUUAUUUAACAAAACAGAAAAAAAAGUACUAUUGAAAAUACCGAGUUAUAAAUAUCAUGAUGAUAUUGUAUCAUAUUCAUAUGCUUCAUUUUUUUUUCAUAUUAUGUGAUACAAGUGUAUUUAUAAUAAAAUAAAAUAUUUGUCCUAUGA